AGAUCAACACAAACGCCGACUGACUCUCAGAGCAGAGGAGGACUCAGAACCAGCCGCAGCCAGUUCACAGCACAGCAAGAUUUACACACUUUAAUACUGUGAGAUGUGUAUCUAGCUGUAGUUUACAAGUUGUUGAUGCCGCAGGCGCUGAUAUAAGUAAAGAAGUAUUGAUAAAAUACAUCUGGAGAACUCGGGGUUGACCCCUUCACCCCUGCCAGCACCAGUUGGGCAAGGAGCAAUACAGUAAAAGAAAUGGAGAGCCUGCACUCCCACUGCCUUAAAUGCAUCAACAGAAGAUGCAUGGUGAGACCAGAGACGGGUGUCUGCUGCAACCUCAUCUGCUGUCCUCUUGUCUGUGGGGCAGUUUUUCACUCGUGCAAACUAGAUGAACACCGUCUACUGUGUCCAUACGAGCGUCUGCCAUGCCUUAACAGCGGAUUUGGCUGCCCGUUCACUAUCGCGAGGAUCAGGAUGGCAAAACACCUUGAGACGUGCCCGGCAAGUAUAGUUUGUUGUACUAUGGAGUGGAAUCGCUGGCCUGUGAGCUAUGCUGAUCGCAAGUCCUAUGAAAACUUGAGCAAAGACUUUGAUGAGGUGGAGCAGCUAGACAUGGCUUUGGCUCUGCAGGAUCAGAGGAUGUUGCUGGAGUCCCUGAAGGUCACGACCACCGUGUCAAAGAAUGGAGAUAAGGGAACAGAUGAAAGUGACAAAAUGGCCACAGCGUCAAGUCUACCGGAGACAGUGUUAGGUAAUGUAACAGUGGAAAUGGAACAGGAGCCCUAUAGUGGGUUGUAUAGAGCCUCAAUGGAGACAAGCAGAAGUUUAGCAGCGGCCUUGGACAUCCUCACUAAUUCCAAGGAUAUUGAAGUAAUUGUAGGAAAUUUAAAUGGGGAAAAGACUGAUAAGAAUGGAGUACUCCACAAUGGAGAAAAUGGUGAUAGUGGUAAUGUUUAUGUCGCGGAGGGUGUGAAGAAUGUUGACAUGCAUGAGAGCGACUCUGAUUCAGAGUGUGAGCUCGGAGCAGUAGGUGGAGUGGAUUGCGCAGUCGGGACGGAUGGAGAAGAAGACGAUGGGAUUAGCUGGGUAGAAGAAAAUGAUUUUGUAGAGUUGUUUUUUGAAGAGAAGGAAGACACUAUCGAGGAGCCAAUAAAUGAUUCCAACCUCAUCUGGCCAGAGAUGCCUCCGAAUUACAUGCCUGUUGAAGCACUGGAACCUCCUGUGCUUGAACAAGCACCAGUUCCACGUCCAAUGCCAUUCCUGCUCUCUGAUCACGUGAGAAACAACUUCUUACAACACUUACCUACUGAACUCAGGUAUAGGUGUUUGGAGCGUAAACUACAGAAUGUUGAAGUGCUUAGAGGAAUAAGUAUGUUUACAUUUAAUGGACGUCGGGCUCUGCUGUCAGACCCUUACUUGUUUCGAGCAAAGAUGGAGGACAAGUCAGUGGACACGUCUGACUUGGAAGUAGCAGAGGACCCAAUGGGCCUCCACGGUAUCGAUCUCAUCACUGCAGCUUUGCUUUUCUGCCUCGGCGACUCUCCGGGAGGCAGAGGAAUCUCAGACAGCAGGUUUGUCGAUGGCUACCACAUUGACUUUGGUACUCAGACAUUCUCCUUCCCUUCAGCCAUUCUUGCAACCAACACCAUGGUGGGAGAUAUCGGUUCGGCCUCAGCCUGCGAUCACGCCAGCCCACAGCUCUCCAAUCCAAGCCCCUUCCACACUCUUAGGCUGGACCUGGUGCUCGAAUGUGUGGCUCGAUACCAAACAAAGCAGCGCUCCAUGUUCACGUUUGUGUGCGGGCAGUUGUUUCGGCGGGACGAGUUCUCGUCUCAUUUCAAAAACGUCCACGGGGAUAUUCACGCCGGACUCAAUGGCUGGAUGGAGCAACGCUGCCCCUUGGCCUACUACGGCUGCACCUACUCCCAAAGACGAUUCUGUCCGUCCGUACAGGGCUUCAGAAUCAUCCACGACAGGCACCUCGGUUCGUUUGGGGUUAAGCCUGGUUUGCCCUUAAAAAACGGGGUGCACCUUCCAAGAAAAAGCUGCCGCUUUGGCUCUCGGUGCGAUCAGUUCAGCAAUCUUCCAUUCGAAGUGUUGCAACAUGUAGCAAGCUUCCUGGACAGCUUCAGCUUGUGCCAACUGUCCAGAGUGUCCCGCACUAUGAGGGAUGUCUGUGCUAGUCUGCUCCAGAUGCGUGGCAUGGUCGUCCUGCUGUGGGAGAAGAUACGGCGCGCUGAUGGGUCUCCUUCAUGGCAGAUCACAGACAAGGUGUGGCGAUUCAGCACAGCGUUUGGUACAGUGAAUGAGUGGAAGUUUGCCAACAUCGCCAGCAUGGCCGACCACCUCAAGAAGUGCAAGUUCAACACGAUCACUCGUCGGGAAGAGGCGAUCCCUCUGCCGUGCAUGUGUUUCACCAGAGAGCUCACGAAAGAGGGAAGGUGUUUACGCUCAGUUCUCAAACCAGUAGCAUAAGUGAUUUUGAAAGAUGAAAUCAUCUUCUGGACUGUUCUGAGACCACUAAAACUCAAAUACACGUGUAUUUUCCUUCAGUGUUUACAGACAGUAGUCUCUUCCAACCUCAAAAAGAUAAGAACUCCCGGUUGAGCUUUAUAAACUGUUGGUUGCUCUUUGCUUCACUGUGGAAAUAAUCUACACUCCCCUAAAUAAGACAAAGCCAGUAGCGGGCCGAUUUAUACUCCAGCGGAGGCUGAUGUUCUGCAAUCACAGAUCGGGAUUUCAAAUUAAAUUGCUCGCCUUGUAUGGAUUUAUUAAUACCAGUGUACUGAAGUUGUACCCUUAUCUACUCUGACAAAGUGUAAAUAACCAGAUGUUUUGAUGUAGAAUUUUUUUAUUUUUAUAUCAAAAGUCAGUACUGUGCUACAGUGGAGGUAAGAGUACAGCCUUAACUUAUGAUACACUUGAUUUUCUAUUCAUGAGGUUGUUCAGAACAUCUCAGUGAGAUUUCUCUGCUGCUUCCAGCUGGAACAGUUUACUGGUAUCUAGCACGGUUUUAUAUCUUAUCCUGAUACCUAGAGUGACCACGUGUGUACUGCUUAGAGCUCAUCAUGGCUUUAAUUCUACAUUUUCAGACUGACCAAACAUCUGUGGUAGCAGUGCACAAUGUAUGCCACUUAGCAGGAUUGUCUUCACUGUGGGUGUUGAUUUUUGUUCACCAGCAUUAGCAUGUCACCAUCAUCAUGUUUGGUGUUUAAAGCUACAUCCACAACAAUACAUUUUUGUUUUAAAACGCAUACCUUUUGCUACGUUUAUGCCUAGCAUCCACACUACACCAGCAUUUGAGCCCCUAAAAUGUAGACAUUUAAAAACACUACUGACCCCAUUUUAGUUUUGAAACUCCAGAUUUGCAUUUUAGUCUGAACAGACCAAAACAGAGACCUUUGAAAACGAUGACGCAGACACCCACGUUCGCUUCUUGAUUGGGUCUUAUCAGUCAUGACGUAUCCUUCCCUGAUUCGUCAUGUAAGUGUAUGUUCAUGUGAUAUGCGUUUUCAGGCGUGGUAGUAUGGAUGGAGAUUAAUUCUGAAUCGGCCCUAAAACGCUUGUCUGGACGGAGAUUGUUUUUGUUUUAAAGCGGCGUUUUAAAACAAACAUAUUAGUGUGGAUGUAGCCUAAAUGUAGUGUGGUUUGCCACGUUAUAGCAGUAACAAAGGUGGUCCAUGUUUCUUUUCUCUCAUCUCACCUCUGGCUAACGGGCUGGCAUGUUAGUCAGGGGAGAGACGAAGCAACACUAUCCAGCAGCCAAAAGGCAGUACAUUUUCAGCCGUGGUUUGUCUGUUCUACCAGCUACGUUUAACCAGCAGUUUUGUAGGUUGUUUUAUACAAAAAUCAAAAUGUAGCAAGUAAAAUGAUGAAUGUACUCAGUGAAUAUAAGAAUCCAUCAGUGACUGUGGUCAACUUGCCUCCCUCAGUGUCAGACCUCAUAAAACCCUGCAGGCCAGGUGUUAAGAUAUAUAACGGGCACACGCUUCCCUCCAGUAAUCACUAAUUAUCUUCAUAUUCAUUAUUUAUCACGGUUGUAUGUUUUUGUCACUACUUGUGUUCAAAUGUUGUUGGCGUCUCAGGGUUGUAGCAUGAAGCUUUGUCGCCCAGUAGAUUGUGUGUGUGGUCAACAAGACUAGCUGAGAACGACAUAACGACGUGUCAGCUACUUGAUUAUUGUGGGGUAUUAGAGGAACUGACUGGUGUACCGCUCAGUAUUAUAAUAACAUAACAGUGUGUGUUGCAGUGCUGGACUAACAAAUUACAUGUUUGUCAUCCAUCAGCGUUGUGUUUAUAACCGAGUAACUGAAGCUGUCAGCAGAAAUGCUGCUUGAAAGCUCUUUAGAAGUGAUCAGACUUGUUGAACACCUCUUAAAUUAUAUUUUCAAUUUGGAAUUAAGAAACACGGUUCAAUAACACAUUCACAUGACAAAAUCAAAUGAUUUGAAAUUGGUCGAAACCGUCACAGAAAAGUAACUGAUUACUGCUAAGAGAAGAUGUGUAUUCCUUUGAGGAAUUUGUGUGAUUUUGUUGUUUUUAUAUUGAAGUUUGAUGUAAAGCCCAAGCGAUGACGGAACUAAGCUGUCUUUUUACUCUAAUAAGUCCCAAUCCAUGUUUGGUUUAUAUCUUAUUUUUUUGUACUGGUACUUUUAUUUUGAAACAAAAAAAGCCUCUGUAAUGUCUAGAUUUGUAUUUGAAUUAUUGAUUUGCACAUGAAGGCAUGUACUGUAAAAUUUGAUUUACAAUGCUGUGGGGUUAUCUUUGCUGAAGUAGCGGGAAUUUGACUCCCUCAUGUUUUGCAUGUGAGUUUGAUGUAUUUUGGAAAAUGUAUCGGUUCAACUGCAAACUCAUAUAUACUGAUUAUUUCUCAGGCACAAUGCAUCGGUUUUUAGUACAUUUUCGUAUUAACUGUUACGUUUUUUUUUUAACUUCCCUCAUUCUUCAGGUUUAGUGGAUGAAGUUGAAUGGAUGACCUGAACGUUAAAUCAGUCUUUUGCUCUAUUAAAGUUUAUACAACAUUAAGACAAAAUGUAUUUCAUCUGCAGCACUCCUCUGUUUUUGUUUUGUAAUGCUGUCUUUCCAGGCACCUGGAGUGUAUCAACACUUUCAUCAGCAUUUUAAGUUUUGUUUUCACUCCUGCUGAAGUGUGUUUUUCACCACAAUAUGCCAGCUUCAUUUGUUUGACUUUUGGAGCAUUUUAAUAAAGAGACUCUCAGUUUUUAAA
Molecule: messenger RNA, 5224 nt
Organism: Sebastes umbrosus (honeycomb rockfish)
Lineage: Eukaryota; Metazoa; Chordata; Actinopteri; Perciformes; Sebastidae
Gene: fbxo30a
Product: F-box protein 30a
Exons: 3
Coding region: 253-2472 (739 amino acids)
Molecular function (GO): ubiquitin protein ligase activity; protein binding; zinc ion binding
Source: RefSeq, a predicted model, not a curated record